This is a messenger RNA of Aspergillus vadensis CBS 113365, 927 nucleotides long. Its product is annotated as NmrA-like family protein. The transcript has 4 exons. The coding region runs from base 1 to 927 and encodes 308 amino acids. Lineage: Eukaryota; Fungi; Ascomycota; Eurotiomycetes; Eurotiales; Aspergillaceae. The record is from RefSeq and is a predicted model, not a curated record.
AUGGCCUUCAACCGUAUCGCUGUCUAUGGUCACCGUGGAUUCGUUGGCUCUCGAGUUGUCCCUGCUCUGAUUGCCUCGGGAGCUCCCAUCACUGUUUUACAUCGCCCUACAUCGGAUACUUCCAAUCUCCCAGAACAUGUGAAAAAGAUUGAAGUCGACGUUUUUGAUGAAGACGCUUUGGUUGAUGCCUUGCAAGACAUAGACAUUGUGAUUUCUCUUGUUGGAGACGAGGGAACCGACAGACAGUAUGGCUUUGUGAAAGCCAUCCCUAGGACUAAUGUCCAGCUUUUCUCCCCUUCGGAUUUCUGUCUGCGGUAUUGUGAGCAGGGAAUGCGCAUGCCCUGUAUGAAGGCAAAGGCGAAAGUCGAAAAGGCUUCUAAGGAUGCUGGAAUUCCAACUACCGUCGUCCACGUGGGAAAUUUCGCUGAGUUCACCUUGAGUACACCGGCAGUGGGUGUUGAUUUGCAGAAUAACGUGUUAGUCUACACCGGCAACUCUGCUAGCGAAAGAGUCACUAUGUGCACCAAGGACUACGUAGCAGCUGCAUACGUGGACAUAUUCACAACCAGACCUAUCCACACUAUCCAGAACCGGACUAUCACCUUGUCUGAGCUUGCACCAACAGGCAUGGAACUCGCUGCGAUCAUGAAAGAGAAGAACGGCAGGGACCCCUCUAUUGCGACACGAAGCUUAGAGGAAGUCAAUCGAAAAAUUGAGGAUUGUCUCAGCAAGGAGAGUAAUCUCGCUGUCCCGGUCUAUUGCCGCAAAAUGUGGGGAACGGGAGAAAUGAUGAAGAUGCUUCCCGAUGAUUUAUGGGAAGUUGAGGGCUACAGGAAAGCAAGUUUAGAGGACCUUGUCAUAGGAGGAAGAUUGGACAGCUAUAGAGUCUUACCCGAUCGUGUACUGGAGUACCUAAAGAUGCUCUGA